Messenger RNA from Closterium sp. Naga37s-1, 2883 nucleotides. The record is from the annotation of a GenBank genome assembly. NCBI's taxonomy places the organism in Eukaryota, Viridiplantae, Streptophyta, Zygnematophyceae, Desmidiales, Closteriaceae.
AUGCGCGCGUGGGGCCAUGUGCGACUCACUUUCGCCGCAGCAGAGCCGACAACAGCAGAAACAGCAGCAAGGAGUAUAGCACCAGUGGCAGCGGCAGCAGAAGCACCAACUUCAGCAGUAACAACCGCAACAGCAGCAGCAGCAACCAGAACUGCAGCAGCAGCAGCAGCAGCAGCAGCAACAGCAAGAGGAACGUCUUCCCUGCAAUCCCAACUGUCGCCUUCAGCAUCGUGUGACUCGCCGCAGCCUCGAUUCUUCCGCCAGCUCAUGGCGCAGGGCCACUCGCCUGAGGGCGUGUACCUGCCGGUCAAGCAAGCCAUUCCAGAGGAAACCGAGGACGCUAAUAAUGGAUAUGCCCUGAGAGAUAGCUUGAGGCAUUCCCGAGGCGGGGCCUCCGAUGUGGAAGAGGGCGAUGGGCUCACGCUUCACAACGAGGAGGGGCACGCCAGCUCGCUCCACCGACGCGCUGACGAGGACGGCCAAUCGCGGCUCUUGCACGGCCUGCCGUGGGCCGCACCAGCUGGCGGGCGGCGCAGGCUGCUGGGUCUGGGCGACGUGCAGUACCCCCUGGAUGGCUACUUCCUCAGCAAAUCCGGCCUAUACUACGUGCAGGUGCAGCUGGGGUGGAACAGGCAGCCCGUGAAUCUGCAGGUGGACACGGGCAGCGACCUGCUCUGGACGCGCUGUAUCUGCCCCUCCUGCCCGCCACCUCACCCCGAAACCAACCACACCCAGCAGCAACCUGCAGGCGGACAGCAAUCUCCCAGCGCCCCUUCGGCAGCGCUACCAUCAGGCCCCUCCCCCUCCACGCCCUCCUCGCCCGCCUCGCCCCCCACGGUGGACCCUCCCUCAUCCGCAUCUCUCAACCACGCCAGAAACAUGGCCACAGAUGCACGUGCUGCUGCCGCCCAUGUUGAUGCACAUGCACAUGCAGUAGCGGCCACAGAUGCAGGUGCAAGCUCAGGCGCGGAUUCAGAGGCAGGUCCCGGGCAAGGGCUGGUUGCUGGGGCGCAGAUGGCACUGGAGGUAGAUGGCUCACAACGCCCACCCUCGUUACAGUCACAGGGUCAGGCACAAGCACAAGGAGAGGGAAAAGCAAGGAGGGUGAUUCCUGCAGCAGAGGCUGGGAAUGCGGGGAAUGAGGAAGCAUAUGCUGUGGCAGUUGGGGCAGGGGGUGUAGGCAGGGAGGAGGAGCGGUGGGAUGAAGAAACUGGGCAGCUGGCAGUGCCUCGAGGGUCGCUCAUGCGGGGUGCCGCAGAGGGCGGCAGUGGUGACUGGCCCGUGCCCCCUGAGUCGCAGGCAGGGCAGCAGCAGCAGCGGCACAGCCUUGCUGCUGUGGGAGAUGGAGGUGCAACGGAAUCCAUGCGCUCAGCAGCCACACUGGAGUCAUCAUCAUCCUUUGAGGCGCCUCAAAAGCCAUCAUCAUCAUCCACACAACCACCAUUCGAAGCACACGCAGCAGCGACGACGCUGGGAUCAGCACCAUCACCAUCACCACCGUUAGAGGCAGCAGCAGCGACGCCGGGAGCAGCCACGGCAGGAGCGGCAGGAGGGAUGUGGAGCAAGGUGCAGGAGCUGGCGGGCGAGCAGCUGGUGUACUGGGCGGGCAACUCCAGCAGCCUGGGCUCUGGCGCUUGCACCGACGCCCCCUGCACUGCCCUCACCCAGCAGUACGCGCUGGAGAUGCCCGUGGGCUGCCAGGUGGGCAGCGUGCGCACGAGUCGCCGGUGCCAGUACAUGCUGGAGUACGGCGAUGGCAGCACCACGGCAGGGGACCUGCUCUUUGACUCCAUUGCGCUGCUCUCCACCUCCAAGAAAUCCGCCAACGCCACCAUUGCUUUUGGCUGUGGAGUGCACCAAUCCGGCCGUCUCGCCUCGCCCUCCUCCACGGCCUCUCUCAGUGGAGUCAUGGGGCUGGGUCGCGGGCCGCUCUCAGUGGUCACGCAGCUGGCAGCACAGGGCGUGCUGCACGAGUCCUUCUCGCUCUGCCUCGAGGGCCGCCAGCGCGGCGGCCACCUCGUGCUGGGGAGGCGGCGCCUGCCGGAUACCAACUCCACCGUCACCGCGCCCCUCGCGCCCUCCGAUGACCUCACGGUGUACCGCCUGCCCCUGCUCGCGCUCUACCUCGCCCGCGCGCCCAUUCCCCUGCCCAACGGCACCACCGCCAUCACCAUCGCGCCUCCCCCGCAUGGCGUGUCCGCCCCCGCCUCUGACACCACCUUAAUAGGGGGCGAUGGGGUCACAGACACGGUGGGGGAUGGCAGCGCGGGUGACAGCAGCGGGGGGGAUGGUGGGGGCGGGGGUGACAGCAACCAGGGGGGUGGUAAUGGCGAUGGCAACGGGGGGACAGCGGGGGGGUCGCUGCCAACAGGGGCGGUGUCGGGGGGAGCGGUGAUUGACAGCGGGUCUACCUUCACAGCCCUGCCUGCGCCCAUCUUCACCGCGCUCUCCUCUGCUGUCAGUCUCCUGCUGCCCCUCGUUUGCUUGUGCUGUGGAGCUCUGAGUAGUCUUUUGAGGCGCCUCAAAAGCCUUUAUCCGCAUCUGCCCACCCCCUCCCACAACCUGCUCUUGGAGCAAGCAGUGAACGAGAGCAUGGUGUGGUCGGGGUACUUCCACUGCCUGCGCACCAAGAAACGCAUGUCGAGUGCGGAACUGGUGUCCUCCUACCCGCCUCUCCUCCUUGACUUCUCCGCCAACCUGCUCUGGACCGUCCCUGCUUACAACUACCUCUUUCACAAGGUGCGCUUUCUGCAGCUGCACCUUACACGAGGGGGAGUGCUCUUCUUCUGUGCCUUACAAAUGUUUUUUUUCACGUUUUGGUACGUGUGCAUGUGUGUGUGCCUUACCAUGUGUGUGCCAUACACAUGCCCGUAUGUGCCUUGA